AUGACUCCACCCAUGCGGAAGGACGGUGAUGUGCUGGCCAUGGGCAUCGAGGGAAGCGCCAAUAAACUUGCUGUAGGUAUCAUUCGCUACUUUGCUGAUGGUGAGACAGAGAUCCUGUCAAAUCCUCGCAAAACGUACAUUACGCCUCCAGGCCAAGGAUUUUUACCUCGUGAGACAGCGUGGCAUCAUCAGAACCACGUGGUGGGCAUCGUGCGAGCGGCGUUGAUUGAAGCGAACGUAUCUCCGCAACAAUUAGAUUGUAUUUGCUACACUAAAGGUCCAGGAAUGGGCGGUCCACUGCGUUCAGCUGCUGUAUUCGCCCGCAUGCUGUCACUACUAUGGAACAAACCACUCGUGGGCGUCAAUCAUUGCGUCGGGCAUAUUGAGAUGGGGAGAACCGUGACCAAGGCCGCCGACCCCGUCGUGUUGUAUGUCAGUGGCGGCAAUACUCAAGUUAUUGCCUAUUCAAUGCAGUGCUAUCGCAUUUUUGGAGAGACGAUCGACAUCGCCGUUGGAAAUUGUUUGGACCGCUUUGCGCGAGUGCUGGAGCUUUCCAAUGACCCGAGUCCCGGUUAUAACAUUGAAGUGCUGGCGAGAGAAGGCAAGAAAUACAUUGAGCUCCCAUAUACUGUGAAGGGUACGGACGUGUCCUUUUCGGGUAUCUCGACCUUCAUUGAGAAGGAGGCCAACGACAAGAUUAAAUCGGGUGAAUGUACCAAGGCGGACUUGUGCUACUCGUUGCAAGAAACGAUUUUCGCGAUGCUUGUGGAAAUUACGGAGCGUGCAAUGGCUCACUGUGGGCAAUCAGAGGUGCUUAUUGUUGGUGGUGUGGGAUGCAACUUGCGUCUACAGGAAAUGAUGGGUAUGAUGGCGAAGGAACGUAAUGGGCGCGUCUGUGCUAUGGACCAUCGCUAUUGCGUCGAUAAUGGUGCUAUGAUUGCUCAAGCUGGGGUCCUGCAAUUUCAGCAUGGUGGGGAUACUCCACUUCACGAGGCUACAUGUACCCAAAGAUUCCGCACCGAUGAGGUUCCUGUGAUUUGGCGCUCCGAUUAG
Messenger RNA from Peronospora farinosa, 1053 nucleotides. Lineage: Eukaryota; Oomycota; Peronosporomycetes; Peronosporales; Peronosporaceae. The record is from the annotation of a GenBank genome assembly.